Messenger RNA from Benincasa hispida (wax gourd), 3925 nucleotides. RefSeq names its product protein transport protein SEC24 C-like. The record is from RefSeq and is a predicted model, not a curated record. NCBI's taxonomy places the organism in Eukaryota, Viridiplantae, Streptophyta, Magnoliopsida, Cucurbitales, Cucurbitaceae. Gene Ontology annotation, biological process: COPII-coated vesicle cargo loading; intracellular protein transport; endoplasmic reticulum to Golgi vesicle-mediated transport. Gene Ontology annotation, molecular function: SNARE binding; zinc ion binding. Gene Ontology annotation, cellular component: COPII vesicle coat; endoplasmic reticulum exit site.
CAAUACAAUAUACACACGGGGUUUUCAUAGUUGCAUGUGCCUCGUCAUACGUUUUCGUUUCUCUUUUCACUUCGGGCCUCGCCUACCGGUGCCGGGUCUCCUGUUCUUACGACUAGCCGCUGCAUCAACAACCCACCAGAGUUGAUCUGGGUUGUUGAAUCCAUAGAGCGAAUUUUUAUAGAGAGAUUCUAUUGAAUUGGAGUAGGAAAGUUUGGUUUCUGAGAAUCUGGUUGAUCAAUGGCAGCUCUUGUGCCUCCAGGGGCACCUCGGCCCAAUGAAAGCAACAGCAAUCGAGCUCCAUCACCACCGCCUAAUUACCACCCCAAUUCUCAGACAAGUCCCGGUUCCUUAGCUGAUAAUUUUAAUAAUAUGAAUCUCAAUCGACCUCCUUCAAUGCCCAAUUCAUUUCCCAGACCUCCAUUUGGUCAAUCGCCUCCUUUUCCUUCGUCAGCACCCCCACCAACUGGGAUUUCUGGUGCGCCACCUCAAUUUUCACGGCCAGGUCCACCCCCAGCUUCAAUUACUCGUCCUAAUGUACCUUCAUCAGGGCCUCCACCAUCUGCAUUUCCUCCAAACAUGGCUCCAAUGAGACCCAGUGGACCGCCUGUUGGACAGCCGUCUCCAUUAGUAUCUAGGCCACCUCCACCAGGUGUUGGAGGUCCUGGCCAACCUGCUUUUAGGCCACCUUCUAGCACUGUUCCUUCCCCAGGUUUGUCCAGUAGUUCAGUUGCGCCUCCCCUUGGUGCUCCUCCACUUGGUGCACGUCCAAAUGCAGCAUUUCCUCCUUCUGUCAGUAGCCCAAGCAUGCCUCCACCAAAUGCUCAGAGUGGUACGUUGAGUAAUGGCCCUCCAGCAUUUGUGCAGAACAACUUCCCCAGUGGGCCACGUUUUCCUCCAGCAGUCAAUACACCACAAGGUCCUCCGCCAUUCGUUGGUCCACCGCCAAUGACAGCAUCUGUCCGGGCUCCAUUUAUGCAUUCUGUUCCAGGUGGCCCUGAAUUUUCUGCUCCUCCAGGUCUUCCCGGGCAACCAGCAUCACCAUUUCAGCCGGCAUCUCAAGGGGUAUCCCAGUCUUCAGGUUCCCCAUUUGUACCACCAACAUGGCCAAUGCAACCUGGUCAGGCGACAGCUCCUCCACCUAUUUCUGGUCAACUGCAGCCGCCUAGAAUGUUCGGGAUGCCGCCACCUCCACCUAACCAAUCAAUGACUACCAUCUCACCUGCUAUUGGUCAAACCGGAUCUCCUGCAGCCACACAAUCAAAAAUUGAUCCAAAUCAAAUACCAAGGCCUGUUCCAAACCCAUCAGUCAUCUUGUUUGACACUCGUCAAGGCAACCAGGCCAAUCUGCCCCCGCCUGCAUCAAGUGAGUACAUUGUGAGAGACACUGGGAAUUGUAGUCCACGUUUUAUGAGGUGCACCAUUGGUCAGAUCCCGUGCACUGCCGAUCUUUUGAAUACAUCAGCCAUGCAGUUGGCUUUGCUAGUCCAACCAUUUGCUCUUCUACAUCCUUCUGAGGAGCCCAUCCAAGUUGUGGAUUUUGGGGAAAGUGGACCCGUCCGAUGUUCUCGCUGCAAAGGCUAUAUAAAUCCUUUUAUGAAGUUCAUUGAUCAGGGACGGCGAUUCAUCUGUAACUUGUGUGGUUUUACUGAUGAGACUCCUCGUGAAUACCACUGUAAUCUUGGUCCUGAUGGUAGAAGAAGAGAUGCUGAUGAAAGGCCUGAACUUUGUAGGGGAACAGUAGAAUUUGUUGCUUCUAAGGAAUACAUGGUGCGUGAUCCAAUGCCAGCUGUUUAUUUUUUCCUCAUCGAUGUAUCCAUGAAUGCUAUACAAACUGGUGCCACUGCUGCAGCGUGCAGUGCAAUUAGUCAAGUUAUUUCUGAUCUUCCAGAAGGUCCUCGUACAUUUGUCGGGAUUGCUACAUUUGACACAACAAUUCACUUUUACAACCUGAAACGUGCAUUACAACAGCCUUUGAUGCUCAUAGUCCCUGAUGUACAAGAUGUUUAUACUCCUCUGGAGUCUGAUGUCAUCGUUCAACUUUCGGAGUGCCGCCAACAUUUGGAGUUGUUGCUCGACAGUAUUCCAACAAUGUUUCAGAGUAACAGAACCACCGAGUCAGCCUUUGGUGCUGCGAUCAAAGCAGCUUUCAUGGCCAUGAAAAAUACUGGAGGCAAAAUUUUGGUAUUCCAGUCAGUCUUGCCAUCGAUUGGUAUUGGAGCUCUUUCUGCCAGGGAGGCUGAAGGAAGAACAAACAUUUCUUCUGGGGACAAGGAGGCUCAUAAAUUACUACAACCAGCUGACAUGUCUUACAAGACAAUGGCAAUUGAACUGGCCGAGUAUCAGGUCUGUGUUGAUGUGUUCCUCACUACCCAGAAUUAUGUCGAUCUUGCUUCUAUUUCUGUCAUUGCAAGGACUACUGGGGGCCAGGUAUAUUAUUACUACCCCUUCUCAGUUCUUUCUGAUCCAGCCAAGCUCUAUAAUGAUCUUAGAUGGAAUAUCACAAGGCCUCAAGGUUUUGAGGCUGUGAUGCGUGUUAGAUGCAGCCAGGGAAUUCAAGUACAAGAGUACCAUGGAAAUUUUUGCAAACGCAUCCCUACAGAUGUUGACUUACCUGGAAUUGACUGUGACAAGACUAUAAUGGUAGCUUUAAAACAUGAUGACAAGUUACAGGACGGCUCAGAAUGUGCUUUCCAGUGUGCGCUACUCUACACUACAGUAUUUGGUCAGAGGAGAAUUCGUGUCUCCACUCUGUCUCUACCUUGCACCAGUAUGCUGAAUAACCUCUUCCGAUCAGCUGACUUGGACACUCAGUUCGCAUGUUUUCUGAAGCAAGCGGCAAAUGAAGUUCCUUCAUCUCCACUCCUGCAAAUCCGAGAACGUGUUACAAAUCUGUGUGUCAACGUUUUGCUUUCAUACCGCAAGUAUUGUGCAACGGUGUCAUCCUCUGGACAGCUCAUCCUGCCAGAGGCUCUAAAGCUACUGCCACUUUAUACCAUUGCAUUAAUAAAAAGUACAGGUUUGAGAACUGAAGGGAGAAUUGAUGAUCGAUCUUUUUGGGUCAACCACGUUUCUUCUCUCCCAAUUCCUCUGGCUGUUCCCUUGGUAUAUCCUAGAAUGUUGGCUAUACAUAACCUUGACACAGAGGAUGGUGAUUCGACUCCAGGUACUCCAAUUCCUCUUUCCAGUGAGCACGUGAGUGAAGAGGGAAUUUAUCUCCUCGAGAAUGGUGAAGAUUGUUUAGUAUAUAUUGGGAACUUGGUUGAUAGAGACAUGUUGCAGCAGUUAUUUGGUAUUUCCUCAGUUGAUGAAAUUCCUGCCCAGUUUGUGCUGCAGCAAUAUGACAAUCCUCUAUCAAAGAAACUCAAUGAUUUGAUGAAUGAGAUACGACGUCAAAGAUGUUCCUACCUGCGCUUGAGGUUGUGCAAGAAAGGAGACCAGUCAGGGAUGCUAUUCUUUUCGAAUAUGAUAGAAGAUAAAAGUUCCAAUGGCCCUUCAUACAUCGAGUUUCUUGUUCACGUACACCGACAAAUUCAGAUAAAAAUGUCUUCUUCAUGAUCUUACACUUCAGUUAUGCAAGUUCCCUUCUUCCUCUGCUGCUGCAGUUCGUCGGCUUCAGAGGGACUCCUUAACAAGAAACCAGUUUCAUGCGAAAGUGGAAACAAAAUUCUCGAUUAUGAACGGCGUUAAUCAACAGUCACAUUUAUCUUUGAGAAGUUAGAUGAGUGAAUUUUGAUGGGUAAUUGUUGUUGGAUGUGUUUGAGGGUAGAUUUUGUCAGUGAACCCAACCAGGAUAGUUUCUUGAUAAAUUUAUUGUUAUAUUCACAGUAUUCUUUUUUCCUUUUUGACCCAAAAUACCCUGUUACUUCUCUCUCAACAUACUGCUUGGAGACAGGAUAUAUAUAAUAUAUGAUAGAUUUAAUGACUC